UCGCCUCUGCUCUUGAACUGUAGGUCCGGCAAGUUUCAUCCUUCUCCUUGGCGGACUCGGAACCGGCAGUGAAGCGGUAAUAGCGGCAAGCCCGGCUCGGCCCCGGCGGGACCCCAGGGACAGAGCGCGACCCGGGGCCCUGACGGACCCCGCAGGCUUUAGCAGGAUGAAGUUAAAAGAAGUGGACCGAACUGCCACACAGGCAUGGAGCCCUGCCCAGUGUCAUCCCAUUUAUCUGGCUACAGGAACAUCUGCUCAACAAUUGGAUGCAACAUUUAGUACCAAUGCUUCUCUGGAGAUAUUUGAAUUAGACCUGUCUGAUCCAUCAUUGGAUAUGAAAUCUUGUGCUACUUUCUCUUCUUCCCAUAGGUACCACAAAUUGAUUUGGGGACCUCAUAAGAUGGAUUCCAAAGGAAAUCUUUCUGGAGUCUUAAUUGCAGGGGGUGAAAACGGGAAUGUUAUUCUGUAUGAUCCUUCCAGAAUUAUUGCUGGAGACAGUGAUGUUGUGAUUGCCCAGAAUGACAAACAUACAGGGCCUGUGAGAGCCUUGGAUGUGAAUGUUUUCCAGACUAAUUUGGUAGCCUCUGGGGCUAACGAGUCUGAAAUCUACAUUUGGGAUUUAAAUAAUUUUGCAACUCCCAUGACACCUGGAGCCAAGACACAGCCCCCAGAAGAUAUCAGCUGCAUUGCUUGGAACAGACAAGUCCAACAUAUUCUAGCUUCAGCCAGUCCCAGUGGCCGGGCUACUGUUUGGGACCUUAGAAAAAAUGAACCUAUAAUCAAAGUCAGCGAUCAUAGCAACAGGAUGCACUGUUCGGGAUUGGCUUGGCAUCCUGAUAUUGCUACCCAAAUGGUUCUUGCUUCUGAAGAUGACAGAUUACCUGUGAUUCAGAUGUGGGAUCUUCGGUUUGCUUCUUCCCCACUCCGUGUUUUGGAAAACCAUGCAAGAGGAAUUUUGGCCAUUGCCUGGAGCAUGGCAGAUCCCGAGUUAUUGUUGAGCUGUGGAAAAGAUGCCAAAAUUCUCUGCUGCAACCCCAACACAGGAGAGGUGCUGUAUGAACUUCCCACCAACACACAGUGGUGUUUCGAUAUCCAGUGGUGUCCCCGAAACCCAGCUAUCCUCUCUGCCGCUUCCUUUGAUGGACGUAUUAGUGUUUACUCUAUCAUGGGAGGGAGCACAGAUGGCCUGCGGCAGAAACAGGUAGACAAGCUCUCGUCAUCAUUUGGGAACCUUGAUCCCUUUGGCACAGGACAGCCUCUUCCUCCUCUGCAAAUUCCACAGCAGACUCCUCCACAGGGUGUCGUGCUGCCAUUAAAGAAGCCACCAAAGUGGAUCCGAAGGCCUGUGGGGGCUUCGUUUUCGUUUGGAGGCAAGCUAGUGACUUUUGAGAGCAUGAAGCCGCAGCCAGGAGCAGAGCAGCAGCUCCAGCGCCACCAAGUGCACAUCAGCCAGGUGGUCACAGAGAAGGAAUUCCUCCUGCGCUCUGAUUACCUCCAGCAGGUUGUGCAGUCACAAGGCUUUGUCAGCUACUGCCAGAAAAAAAUUGACGCUUCACAGACUGACUUUGAGAAAAAUGUGUGGUCUUUUUUGAAGGUAAAUUUUGAAAAUGAUUCUCGUGGAAAAUACCUUGAACUUUUGGGAUACAGGAAAGAAGACCUGGGGAAAAAGAUUGCUUUAGCUCUGAAGAAAGGUGAAGGGCCUGAACUGGUUCUCAAAGAUUCUGACCAGUUGGCACCAAGUGAUGGUCAAGAGAGCCAUGCUGCUGAAGAGAAUUUUUUUGGAGAGAUCACCAAAGAGAAAAAUCAAGAGACUGAAAUUUCUCUGUCAAGUGGAGGAACAUUUAAUAUUUCUGUCAGUGGAGAUAUUGAUGGCUUAAUUACACAGGCUUUGCUGACUGGUAAUUUUGAAAGUGCAGUUGACCUUUGUUUACAUGAUAACCGCAUGGCAGAUGCCAUUAUAUUGGCCAUAGCAGGUGGACAAGAGCUCUUGGCUCGAACUCAGAAAAAAUACUUCGCAAAAACUCAAAGCAAAAUUACCAGGCUGAUUACAGCAGUGGUGAUGAAAAAUUGGAAAGAGAUUGUUCAGUCCUGCGACCUUAAGAACUGGAGAGAAGCUUUAGCUGCUGUGUUAACUUACGCUAGGCCAGAUGAAUUUUCAGCUCUUUGUGAUCUGUUGGGCACCAGGCUUGAGAAUGAAGAUGAUCCUCUUUUGCAGACCCAGGCAUGUCUUUGCUAUAUUUGUGCUGGGAAUAUAGAGAAAUUGGUUGCGUGUUGGACUAAAGCUCAAGAUGGAAGCAACCCUUUGUCACUUCAGGAUCUGAUUGAGAAGGUUGUCAUCCUCCGAAAGGCUGUCCAACUCACCCAGGCAUCAGAUGUUAAUGUCAUUGGGGCACUUUUGGCCGAAAAGAUGAGUCAGUAUGCCAAUUUGUUGGCAGCCCAAGGCAGCAUUGCUGCAGCUCUGGCUUUCCUCCCUGCCAACACCAGCCAGCCAAAUAUUGUGCAGCUUCGUGACAGAUUGCGCAGAGCACAAGGCGAGCCUGUGUCAGAGCAGGAAGUUUCCUCUCGGGCUCUCUAUGACAGACAACGUGUGUCCAAAGGAGGACCUGGGCCAGCUGCAGGCCAGACACAGGUGCCCCGAGCUACAGCCCAGCAAUAUUAUCCUCAUGUUAGAAUUGCCCCUACUGUCACUACCUGGAGUAACAAAACUCCUACUGCCCUUCUCAGCCAUCCACCUGCAGCCUCUCCCUCUGACACACAGGGAGAAAAUCCUCCACCUCCAGGUUUCAUUAUGCCAGGACCUAGUAAUCCUAAUAUGGCAAUUCCGCAACCUACUUCUCCUGGCCACAUGUAUGCACAGGUAUCAUCUUAUCCACAGCCACAGACGUAUCAACCAACUCAACAGUAUACAUUCGGAACAGGGGGACCAGCAAUGUAUCAGCCACAGCAACCUGCCCCCCUUCCUGCUUCAAAUGCUUACCCUAAUCCUCCUUACAUGCCCUCUGCAUCUUCCCAUUCUGGGCAGUCUCCGAUCUUUGCCGCCCAGCACCAGGCCUCUCCAAACACUCCCAACUCUAUGUCUGCUUUCCCUCCUCCCCCUUCCGGAGCGUCCUUCCAGCAUGGCGGGCCAGGCGCUCCACCGUCCUCCACUGCUUAUGUCCUGCCUCCUGGAUCCACAGGUACACUGCCUGCUACCAGCGAGCUGCCUGCGUCCCAAAGAACAGAAAAUCAGUCUACUCACGACCAGGCAUCUAUGUUGGAAGGACCUCAGAAUGGUUGGAAUGACCCACCAGCUUUGAACCGAGUUCCCAAGAAAAAGAAGAUCCCUGAAAACUUUACACCACCUGUACCUAUCACUUCGCCAAUCAUGAACCCUGUGGGUGAUCCUCAGUCACAGAUGCAGCAGCAGCAACAGUCUUCUGUUCCAGCACCUCUGUCGGGCCAGGUUCCAUUCCAGCAACCACAUCUCUCAGGGAGCCAGCCCAUCCUGCAGAAUCCCUUUCAUGGCAUGCAGCAACCAUUGCAGCCACCAGCUUUCUCAAAGCCUAGUACAGAGGGUGCCCCAGGAGCUCCAAUAGGAAAUACCAUCCAGCAUGUGCAGUCCUUGCCAACAGAGAAGAUUACCAAGAAGCCCAUUCCAGAUGAGCACCUCAUUCUCAAGACUACCUUUGAGGAGCUCAUUCAGCGAUGUCUUGCCUCUGCCACAGACCCGCAAACAAAGAGAAAGUUAGAUGAUGCCAACAAACGCCUGGAAUUUCUAUAUGAUAAACUUAGAGAACAAACACUUUCCCCAACGAUCCUCAAUGGUUUGCAUAACAUUGCGAGGAGCAUUGAAACUCGGAACUACAUGGAAGGACUGAACAUCCACACGCAUGUUGUAAGCAAUAGCAACUUCAGCGAGACCUCAGCCUUCAUGCCAGUGCUCAAAGUGGUUCUCACCCAGGCUAAUAAAUUGGGUGUCUGAGUGAAAACCUUGUCGCAGCCAUCGCAGGCCACUCAUUUCAGGAAAUCCCCACUCCCCCAAAAAGUGUAAGCUGCAGACCAGGCACCAGUCUUCACUAGCAUGCUUCCAUGGCCAUCUAAUCGAGAGCCUUUGUGCUAUUUUUGCUGAUAAACUCAGUUUAGAGUGGCUCCAGGACACUCUGUGCUUUACUUUAAUCUCUUAUUGCCCAUAAUGAUUCUUCUCUGCAGAUAGUAGAUUUCAUGGGUUAUGCAUAAUAUGGUCUACGAAAGUAAAUAUUGUACUAAUAAAAGGUUUUUAAUACUUUGAUGUGCUUUUUAAAAAAGAGCAUUCAGUUAUGCAUUAAGCAGAGGUAAACCAAUUUUACUUCAUAUUUCUCUACUUCCUUGGUAUCAGCCAGACUUAAAACAUAUAAUCUUAUCUAAUGAGUUUAGUUUUUCUAUUGUAUCCCAAAAUUUAGUUUAAUCUCAUUUUUGAAAUGAAAAGAAAAUAUUAUUUUGAAUCAGAACAAAUAACCAAAAUCCAGAAGAUAAUACAUGGGUUUCAGGACAUAGUAAUUCAUUAAAAUAUACUUAUGCUAAUACUUCAAAGAUCUAUAGUUUCAUCUAUGUCAGUGCUCUGUUCACUGGUGUAGAGCACAACCUCUCCAUGCCUUGAUAAAGAGCUUAUUGUUAUGGACAAAACAAAACCAUCCCUCAGUGGUCAGCCCUCUCAUGGUAAGUCUCUUUAAGCUUGACUAGGCUAGGCCUGAAUGACUGACAGACUUUAAAACAUGCUUUUAGGAAAACAGAGGUUUCUAGAGUUAAAAACCAUCUCAUAUGGAGAGCUACGAAAAUGUAUCUUUGGACUUUGGUCCCAAAAUAAGUGUUGGUAAUAAAUAUAUUCAGAUUUUUAGUUGAGGUUUUGUUUCAUGUCUGUUAUAUUUUAUUUUCAUUUUCAUUUUCCCUGAUUUGAGUUCAAUUAGCUUGGAAAAUCAGAACCCAAAGUGUGCUGACCUAGCUUCCCUAAUUUAGAAGGACCUGCAAUAAAACAAACGGCCUUGUCACCACAGCUCUCCUCAGUGAAUGACUGAUCUUGUCCUUCCCCUCCUCCUCUUAGGCUGAGCCACAAGGACAGAUUGGCCCCUUGAGUCCUUUCAUGAUGUUGGUAUUCCAUUUCUCUCAUCAUCCACACCCAUCACUCUCCCAAGGUUGGUGGGGCCAAGAGACUGGAGUCAGGCCAGAUCAUGGCACCUAAUGGUCAGAUGGUGCACUGGGAAGACCUCUGGACCUAGAAUAGCGGUGGGAUCCUGGGAGAAGGCACUUGCCUCUGUAGUUUUCUCAUCUGUAAUGGGGGAAUAAUGCUAAAUAAAGCCCACCUACCUCACAGGGUUGUUGUGAGGACUAAAUGAAUUCAUAUUUGUGAAACACUCCACAAACUUUAAAGCACUAUAUAAGUGCUACUGAGUAUUAUCGUUUUACUGCUUGUGUGACCUAGGGCAAGUAGCUGAAAUUCUGAGAUUCAUUUUCCUCAUUUGUAAAAUGAGAAUUUGACUAUCUUGGAUAGCUGCAAGUCUCUUUUACUUCCAUACCUAAAAUCCUAAAUGUAAUGGUGUACUGGUUUAGAUUAAAAAGUCUUAGUGCUGUUUUAAGCUUAAAUGGUUUAAUGGUUUAAAACUAAACUAAGAUUUUUGGGACAUUGUGCAUAUUACUAUUUUGGGACACAAAAGCACACACAGUCUAAUGUCACAUCUUCUACUGGUAAAUCCUAUCAGAAACUUAAAAUUGUCUUUUCAUUUGGAAAAAACUCAUAUUUUUUAAAAAAUCAAAAUUACUUUGUAAAAAUGUCCAAAAGAGUUCUAGACCUACUGUGUAUACCCAGUGGUGUAUAUUGGUUGAAUAGAUGAGUUUUUACCAACUAUGGAAAAUUAUCCUACUUUCAAAAAUGCUUUUUUUUGGGGGGGGGGGGCGGCGGGAAGCAGAUUAUUCAAUCUCUUUAUUUUUAUUGCUCAUGGCCCUUCAAAUGAAUGUAGAAAAAGGUGGGUUAACUGCUGAAACUUCUGUUUUAAGUUAGGGAAAUAAUUGGAGUACAGUAUUUAUGGGAAGAGGUUUUUUCCCUAAGGAGGAAAAAAGACCUCAAAGGGUAAAUUUAUAUUGUUUUCUAAAACAAAAGAUAAAAAUUUAGCUCUACUUUGUAAAUGAUUAAAAUGUUAAUGAUAAACAUCCUUUUAAACUCUUGAUGAUAGCUUGUGUCUGUGCUUAUUAAGUACACUUUGGAUAAAGUUAUCAAAUUGUAUUGGGAUUGGGGAUUUUCAUUUGAUUCAUUACCAUUCUUAUUUACUUAGAGGAUCUAAAAGCCCUUGUGUGUAAAAUUGACUCAUCUUUCCAAUUAGAUUGAGAAAGCCAUGAGUUUUUUGUGUCCCUACCACUAUAGUCAGUGUCUGAGGUUGGUUUUGGUAAUGAUUAAUCUUGGCCAAUAGAGAAGGGUAUCUGUGCUAAAACCUCUAAGAUCACUUAAUCUCUAGUAAAGGCAGUAGACUACAGCUGCAUUCCUCCCUGAGCACAAAAUAAAGUGCCUAUCCUGUAGCGUGUUUCUCAUGUUCUGGCAACAUGCUAAAUGGUGGCUCCACGUGCCAUACUUCUCAAGAAGCACUGAAUUCCAGUGGAAUAAAAUUGUACAGGCAUUGCUAAGUGCCUAGUAAGUUCCAGCAACCGUGUUGGCAAUACAAAGGUAGCCCCUGCCCGCAAGGGCCAUGUAUUUGUAAGCGCUCAUGGUAUCUGUCAAGGUAAGAAUUUAUGAUUUGCCUACAGUGCCAGGCAGUGUCCUAUGCACUGAGGAUAUAAAGAAAGGCAAAAAACAAAAACAAAAACAAAAACAAAAAAACUCAACUAAUCAAGGAACUCAAUAUAUUGUUUUAAAAGUGAAUAGAAGAUUAUAGGUCAUGCUAACCAGAGACUCUCUUAUCUCCCACCCCCACUUCCAGGCCCUUUCUUAUACAAACUGUAGUGAUUUUAAAAAUUUAGGCAUUGUGCUAGGACUUGCAGAUACAGCUCACUUCCCCUUGAGAAAUCCAAGUCUAGUUGAGAUGGCAUAUAUGUGGACAUACAUGAAGAAAACAUAACUAUCCCAGCAAAAGAAAUCCAAACCUUUUGUCUCUGCCUCCCUAAAUACUACAUUUAACAACAACAACAGAUGCCUGUUUAUUGUAAUAUAUUAGCUAACCUUUAUUUUUUAUUUUUCAUAUUUUCUUCUAUUUUUAUUUUCAAAAUAUAUGCAAAGAUAGUUUUCAAUAUUUACUCUUUUUUAUUAUAGCUUUUUAUUUACAAAAUACAUGCAUGGGUAAUUUUUCAGCUUUGACACUUGCAAAACCUUUUGUUCCAACUUUUCCCCUUCUUCCCCCUCCCUCCUCCCCCAGAUGGCAGGUAGACCCAUACAUGUUAAAUAUGUUAAAUACAAUAUAUGUAUACAUAUCCAUAUAGUUAUUUUGCUGCACAAGAAGAAUCGGACUUUGAAAUAAUGUACAAUUAACCUGUGAAAGAAAUCAAAAAUGCAAGUGGACAAAAACAGAGGGAUUGGAAAUGCUAUGUAGUGGUUCACAUUCAUUUCCCAGAGUUCUUUCACUGGGUGUAGUGGGUUCUAUUCAUUGUUGAACAAAUGGAACUGAUUUGGUUCAUCUCAUUUCAACAUUUACUCUUCCAAAAACCUUGUGUUCCAAAUUUUUUUUCCUUCCUGCCACCCCCUCCCUUAGAAUAGCUAACAUUAAUGUAGCACUUUAUGAUUUGCAAAGUUCUGAACUGGAGAUUCUGUACUCAAUCCUAGCAUUGUAUUGGGAAUAACAUUGGCAUUUAAUCAUAUCUGGCUCCAGGCUGCCUUUCCAGGGAAUAUUACUCGCAACUGUUCUUCAGAUAUUCUAUCUUAUAGUCCAACCAAACUAUUUGCUGUUUCCUUAUGUGCCAGUCCAUCUCAUUCCCAUGCUUUUCUGUUUCAUAUCUGGAAUCUACUACUCCCUCUCCACCUCUGCCAGCUUCCUUUCUAGUUCACUUCAAACGCUUUGGCCGCAGCAGAUCUUUUCUGAUCCUCAGGCCAGCUGCUAGCAUUCUAUCCCCAGAAAUUACCUUGUAUCUAUCUUGUAUUUGUUUUCUUGUCCCCAGUAGACUAUAAGCACUUUGAGGUUAGGAAUUGUUGUUUUCCUGUCCCUAGCACUUACCAUCGUGCUUUCAUGUUUUUCAAUUUAUACUAAUCAAAUUUCAAAGAUAACCUUGCCAACUUCUUAUAAUGCUCAGGAAAUUGUUUACUCUCAGAAAAUUUUAAGUGUUUCAGACUUGGUUUUAAUCAUGCCUAAGUGGAUCAGUCUAACAAAAGAGCUCUUUUCCUCUCGCAGCUUUCUAUCACUGAGAAGCUGAAUUAGUAAUUGAUUUUUUUCUUAGUGUAGGCUGACUCCCUGAAGCAGUAAUGUUUCUUUCAUUUGCAGUUUAUAGCAGCUCCCCAGUUUUCCCCUGUGCUUUGUAUUGUUAUUCAGUUGUUUCAGUCAUGUCUGACUCUCCGUGACCCCAUUUGGGGUUUUCUUGGCAAAGAUACUGGAAUGUUGGCUAUUUUCUUCUUUAGUUCAUUUUAUAAAUGAGAAAACUGAAGCAAACAGGAUUAAAUGACUUGCCCAGGGUCACACAGCUAGUAAGGAUCUGAGGCCAGAUUUGAACUCAGGAAGAUGAACCUUCCUGAUUUUUGUUAUCAAGCUAUUUCAUCAUACUUUGAAAUGUAGAAGAAAAGCUCUCUAGGACUCUUGUUAAGUGGUAUGUUUGUUUAUCUUUCAGGUUUGAGUUUUCCAUUGGCUGUAGAGACUACCCUAAAAAUAUAUUUCCUUUUUUUCAAGGAGACUAAGGGAGUCUAUAUGUUUGUGUGUGGGGAUGAUGUGGAAAGGGAAUAUAGUACCUUUCUAACCCUAAACAAUUGUGCCUCUUGUUUUUGAAUUCUGGUUGUUCCCUUUUUGCCUGAGCUUAAUGUAAUCAUGUCUUUAUUUUACACCAAAACAUUGCAUACGAUUACUUUGUACUAGGAAUAGUUCCUCAGUAAUCCUUGAAAAAAAUUUUUUUUCUGAACUUAACAUUGCCUCAGUCCCAAUAAUUUAUCAGCAUUUCCAUAUACAAAUUAGAACCCAAAACAAGAAUUAUAUAUGAAAUUGUGAAUGCCUUCCAUGCUGUCUGUUUUUUAAAAUUUAAGUAUUUAAUAAAUUCAGCCUGUCAAUUUAAAAA
Messenger RNA from Antechinus flavipes (yellow-footed antechinus), 9186 nucleotides. It is a transcript of the gene SEC31A, whose product is annotated as SEC31 homolog A, COPII coat complex component. The record is from RefSeq and is a predicted model, not a curated record. Bases 167 to 3961 code for a protein of 1264 amino acids. Lineage: Eukaryota; Metazoa; Chordata; Mammalia; Dasyuromorphia; Dasyuridae. Gene Ontology annotation, biological process: endoplasmic reticulum to Golgi vesicle-mediated transport; intracellular protein transport; endoplasmic reticulum organization. Gene Ontology annotation, cellular component: COPII vesicle coat; endoplasmic reticulum exit site. The transcript is spliced from 29 exons. Gene Ontology annotation, molecular function: protein binding; structural molecule activity.